AUGCUUUCCGGAAAGAGAAGCCAUCGAAAAAGAGGUCAUGAGGCCGAAGAAUCAAGUACAUCCGUUUUAGCUAUGAAAGCGAGAAAAGUGGCCAAAACAAUUCAUGUUUUAACAAAAAAUGAAGUUGAUAUAGAUGAGUUUUAUAAUGUGGUGAUAAAGAUUAGUGAUUUUGAUAAUGACAUCUUGAAUAAUGUGUUUGAUUAUUUGGUUCAAAAUGAUAGCCACAAGCAUCAGAGGUAUUCUCGAGCUUAUAUUGACUUUAAGAACCCAGAAGACGUUUUAGAGUUUGCUGGUUUCUUUCAUGGACAUGUAUUUGUCAAUGAGAAAGGUUCUCAGUUCAAGGCCAUUGUUGAGUAUGCUCCUUAUCAACGUGUUCCUAAGCGAUGCACUAAAAAGGAUGAUCGUGAAGGGACCAUUUACAGAGAUCCUGAUUAUCUGGAGUUCCUCAAACUUAUUGCUAAACCUGCACAGAAUCUUCAUAGCUCUGAAAUUCAGUUAGAAAGAAAAGAAGCAGAGGAAUCUGAGGCUGCCAAAAAAGCUCCUAUUUCUACACCCUUGAUGGAAUUUGUUCGUCAGAAACGAGCUAAUAGGGGUGGAAGCAAGGGUUCUGCUGUUGUUAAGGAUAGGAAAAGAGCAGGGUCAGCAUCUCUGACCAAUUCUAGUUCGAAUAAUACCAAACGAGGCUCUGCUAAGAAAAAGGGAAAAAACAAGAAUGCUAAUAGGAAGGACAAGUCAGUUAUCAUUGUGGCUCGUAGGAAUGAAGAUCAACCUACUACUUCAAGUGGGAAAGAAUCAAAAGUUGAAUCCAUUUCUGGUGUUCAAGGUUCUCCUUCUAAAAUUUCUCUGGGUGCCGAGUCUGGAAAGAAAAAAAAACUGCUUCUCAAAGGAAAAACACGUGAAAUAUCUCUUGAAUCUGAGGGCAUGCUGCAGCAGUUGGGCCUCACAACUAAUGUUAGAAGUUCUGUUUUUACUGCUGCUAAACAGUAUCAGAGGCCUGAAGCUAGUGAAAGGCCAAACAAAAGUAUUCUACCUUCGACAACUGCCUGGCCCCCGAAGAAAUUUCAAAACCUGGAGGUGGAGAAUGACAAGCUACCAAUUCAGCCCAAGACCACAGAAAUGGGUUUGAAUGGUCAUGUCCCUUACAGCGAGCCACCAGCAUCUAUUUCUGACAAUGGUGUAAAAAGGAGUUCAGAUGAUAAGCUUGUGAAAAAGGAUCGACAUGGUUUGACCUCUCAUAUCGAGAAACGAGAAAAACCUAUAAGAAAUAAGGAUAGACCAGAUUGUAGAAUUUGGACUCCCCGUCCUGGCAAACAUGGCAAUGUGGAACAGUUGGCAUCCUCUGUAUUGCAAUCUGAAGUGCAUUCUGAUUUUGUUCGAGCUACACGUGGAGAAAUAAAAGAUGGUACUCAAUACAAGGACCUUAAUGGGGAAUCAACAGGCCCAACUAGUGGAAGCAAUAAUUCUUCUGCAGAGAAUGGCUCCAGUAGAAAUUUUAGUCGUCACAUGGUAGCCCAUGAAAGGAAGCAUGAUGGCUCCCCUAGUGCAACUGGGCGAAAAUUUUCCAGAAAAGGUCCUGCUGGCUACAAUGCCCAUGAGGAGUUGAAUUAUGUCUUUGGGUUUUGCUUUGCAGAAACAAGUAUGGGUUCAGAAGUCAUAAGAGUGGAAGAAUCAAGACAAAUGGCAGAUGUGGAUAGUACCAUAACCAAUGCCCUGAUGUACAAAGUUCCCAACACUUGUGCUUGUUCUGCUACGGCUACACAAGGUUCAGGGCUUAUCUGGGUCAAGUGCUUGUUUUCUUCUGCUGCAAAUGGAAUGAAUCUGGCUCUGGAUGCCAGAAAGAAUGCUGCAGGCUUAUUGUCAGAUGUUUUUGCUGGUUUCUACUGGCGAACAUAA
Messenger RNA from Dovyalis caffra, 1893 nucleotides. Lineage: Eukaryota; Viridiplantae; Streptophyta; Magnoliopsida; Malpighiales; Salicaceae. The record is from the annotation of a GenBank genome assembly.